GGUUCGUUCUGCCGUGACUUAUCCCACUGCACGAUUUCUAGUCGCAUCCAUCCAUCCAUCGACCCCAGGUCAAUCAAGUAACGACACCAAACACCACCACGAAAAAAACAACGCGACAUCACAACUCCAGCUCCCCGCGCAUGCACACAGCAAAAUAACGAUACAACACAAUACUUCCGUCAUAUCAAGAACAGAACAAUCGGUCAAGAUGCUUUUAGCAGAGGAGCCCGCGACGCUCAUCUCGCACACAAUCGACAACUUCAACAUCCAACCAGACAAGCAAGCCAUCGCCCGCAUCAAUGAAUCUCUCUCCACCCUCCAGCAGGCCCGCGAGCUGCGCCUCCGCGAGGCAGAGAAUGCCCUCAAGAAACUCUCCCGCCAACUAAACACAAUGACAUCCCAACACGCAGAGCUAACCUCAACCCACUCCUCCACCGCCCACGCCUCCGAAAUAGCCCGCCUCGACACCACAAAAUUCCGCACCGCCAAAGCCGCCUCGGACGCAGAAAUGGAAGCAGAGCGCCUCGCCCAGCAGGCCGCCGACCUCAACGCCCGCCUGCAGGAGCUCGAGAUCCAGGGUCUCGACGGCUCCGCCGACGACCAGGCCCGCCGCCGCGACCCCGUCGACGACGAGGUGCUGCUGCGCCUGAAAGUGUACCGCAGCCUGGGCAUCGAGAUUGAGCGCGACGGAAAGGAUGGUAGCGGUACGGGAGAGUUCACGCGCGCGGUUGUGAGGAAUGAUCGCAAGGGGGAUGUGCAUGUUGUUAAUAUGGAUAAAAAGUUUUCAAAGUUCUUUUAUGCCAACUACUUUUGGCAGACUUUGUAAAUGGGGGUUCAAAAGAGAGGUUGUUUCUGUUUGGGUUUAAUGACGGCGUUUGGAGGACUUAUGAUCGGAUACCACGUCUCGAAUAGACACUUUUCUUCGCGAUUGCACCAAAGUUGAACAUCAAAUAUGUUUCCUCAAACAGUGGAAUUGUAGUUUGGUCACAAGAAUACGAAGCAUGAACACCACCAUGUCUUAUUGAG
This is a messenger RNA of Colletotrichum acutatum, 1026 nucleotides long. Its product is annotated as Spc24 subunit of Ndc80-domain-containing protein. The record is from RefSeq and is a predicted model, not a curated record. Gene Ontology annotation, cellular component: Ndc80 complex. Gene Ontology annotation, molecular function: microtubule binding. The transcript is spliced from 3 exons. Gene Ontology annotation, biological process: chromosome segregation. Lineage: Eukaryota; Fungi; Ascomycota; Sordariomycetes; Glomerellales; Glomerellaceae. The coding region runs from base 209 to 826 and encodes 205 amino acids.